GAUUGUGAAACGUUCUGGUUGUAUACAGAUAUGUCUUUGCCGGAUGCGUGGCUGGCCAUGCGCUACGUGACUUACUCGCUGUGCGAACUGCAGCGUUGGAUCUGCUUGGCACUCCUUUGCUGUCCCAAAGCCCUCGCAACUGAAAAUUCACCAGCAUUACUUCUUCUAAAGUCGGUUUUAAAAGACACGUGGGUUGUACAGUUGUGUCCCAACGAAGUUCUAUACAUCCAUGGGGAGUUUGAAAACGCAGCCAAGCUUUCCAAAGAAAAGGAGUUGCACAAAAUAGUCGAGGAGCAAGCCGCCGCUCUCCCUGCUCAAGCUGUUUCCUUUCACUAUCAAAGGCGUGUUUGUGUGGGUCAUUAUCUACAGCAGACUAUUAAUAUUAUUAACGACCAACCAGGGAUACUCGGGCCCAAACUUCCAACUAUCCUCCUCACUUUAUCUCUAGCUAAGAAUGAGAUUUUUUGGUUUCUAAUUCACAUGAAAAGACCUUUAAAGAAUAUGAGGUAUAAGGAAGGUGAUUGGACGGACCCUCUAUUCGCAUCUUUUCUUUUUUUUACUGAAAAGUUGAUUGGAAUGCUUGUGGAACACGAGAUGAUAGUUAGAAGAUAUUAUCUUGAAUUUCUCAUUAAUUUUGAUGGACCGAAGUUAACGUCUCUUGUUGAAAAGUUUGGAAAUAUUUCUUCAGUGGAGUUGAGGCUGCUUAACGCCUUUUGCCGGCGCUUGUCCCAGUUAAGUGAUUGCGGCCCCACUAAACAACUGGGCUAUGAAGGUUGGCAGUUGGACCACUUACGAUUUCAGGGACUACCAAUAACUUUCUUUUGUUAUAUAAUAAGUCUAACUGAACCAAUCAGGUCCUUUUGGCGGAAUCCUCUUGCCCAACCGAAAUUGUUGAAGAUAAAGAACUACUAA
Messenger RNA from Zophobas morio, 912 nucleotides. Its product is annotated as nck-associated protein 1 homolog. The record is from RefSeq and is a predicted model, not a curated record. Lineage: Eukaryota; Metazoa; Arthropoda; Insecta; Coleoptera; Tenebrionidae. Gene Ontology annotation, biological process: cell projection assembly; cell migration; cortical actin cytoskeleton organization. Gene Ontology annotation, cellular component: SCAR complex. The coding region runs from base 31 to 912 and encodes 293 amino acids. The transcript is spliced from 6 exons.